This is a messenger RNA of Cuscuta campestris, 2618 nucleotides long. NCBI's taxonomy places the organism in Eukaryota, Viridiplantae, Streptophyta, Magnoliopsida, Solanales, Convolvulaceae. The record is from the annotation of a GenBank genome assembly.
CUCACUUCGUGGGGCCCCCCACGUAGGACAGACAUUUCUCAUUCAGUCCUCCCCUCUCUCCCCCUUUUCCCGCACCCACUAUCCCACGCCGCCUCUUUCUCUCUCCUGCUCUCGCCUCUCUUCCUCCUUCGUCUUCGACUCCGUGACGCCCAUUCGUCUCCCAGUUUCAUUUUUCCCUAUAAAGUUCAGCGACGCGGCGGCACAAGCUUCCAUAGCCUGAGGAACUUGCAAAUAAAGGUGAAGCAGAACAUUAUGCCAUGAUUAUGAAGGACAAAAGACCUAUAUGUAGAGCACGAUGCGAUAAGCCGCCUGGUAAUUUGCAUGGAACAUGGAACGUAAUGAAGAUUGUGCGUCUGAGUUCUGUCGAGUCUCUCUCUCGAUUGCACCGUUUCUUUUUAUACCCUGCCCCACAAAAUUCUCAUCAGCAAAAUGAGUGGGGAAAAUUCAUGUCUUUCCUUCGAACAAAUGAGAGGGUUGCUGUAUGCAAACAUGGUAUCUAUGAACUCUACUUGUUUACUUCUGCACGGAGCACUGAUUUCACACAUGGGGUUGUUGCUCAAAUGCAUAAUGCAGUCGGAGAAAAAAUUGUGAAUGAUCAUACACUAAUAAACACUCAAAAACCUGGACUCAAACCGGCAAAGAGUUGCACCCAGAGUAGGCAUAACUCUUCUGGUGACGCUGCUAUCUCAAAUUUUACUGCUGCUGAAGGCUCGAUGACCACAAGUCCUGAAAAGAAAGAGAACAUGGUUUCUUCUGGAAAAAACUAUGCACUCACUGAUCCAAGUUAUUUGAAGACGCUAGGUCAUACACAUUCUAGUUGGGUUUUUGGUGCAAUUGCAGAGUUUGUUGAUAAUUCAAGAGAUGCAAAAGCAACCAAGUUUGAAAUCUCUAUUGGUUUAAUAUAUUUGAAAUCUAUUGAAAAGGAAGUUCCUAUGCUCUCCGUUAUCGAUGAUGGGUGUGGUAUGAGCCAUCAGGAAAUUUUGCGAAUGAUAUCAUUUGGGCACAGACAACCACAGGAAGAUAACCCUGACCGCAUUGGGAGGUUUGGUAUUGGCUUUAAGACGGGGGCAAUGGCACUUGGGAAGGAUGCUCUAGUUCUUACACAGACUACAAACUCAAGAUCAAUAGCUUUCCUCUCUCAAUCAUUAAAUGAAGGAAAAGAUAAUCUGGAAAUUCCUAUUAUAAGUUACCGCAAAACUGGGCAGCUGAUGGAGCUGGAUGCAAAAGCACAUGAUGAGAUCCUGGCGAAGUCUAAUUUGAAAACCAUAAAGAAAUUUUCACCGUUUGAUAAGUAUUUCAUUGGUGAAAAAACGGGCCUCUUUAAUGAAAAUGGCACGGGAACACAGAUAUAUAUAUGGAAUUUGAGUAAAUGGGGAUCCAAUUAUAACCUGGACUGGGAUCCUGGAAUGAGUGGUGGAAGUUCAUUCCAUCAAGGUGACAUACUCAUACAUAACAAACGGAUCAGAACACGACCUGGACAAAUGACUCAAAUGGUGCCAUUGGACUAUUCACUGAAGUCUUAUCUACAAGUCAUCUUUUUUGAUCCUCGAAUGAAGAUGUAUGUUCAAGGAGCACAGGUUCAGAGUUGCUCAUUGGCAAGGUCUCUUAAUAAUACUGUUGUAGAAAAUGGUAAUAUUUUGGGAAGGCCAGUUCAACUUACCCUGGGGCGCAAUCAAAUGGAAUGGGAGAAUGCUAAUUGUGGGAUUUUUCUAUAUUGGCAUGGCCGUUUAAUAGAGGCUUACAAGAGAGUUGGAAGCAUGAUUCACAACGGAGAUAAAGGUCGUGGAAUCAUAGGUGUCAUUGAAGUUAAGAAUAUAAUGGAUGAUGGUUGCGGUCAUGUUUGGGUGCAUAACAAUAAGCAGGGGUUUCUUGAUUGUGAGGCCUAUGUUGAACUGGAGAUGUGGUUGGGCGAAGUAGUAGAUAAGUACAUUGACGAACAUGUGGAUAAAGUGGAAUUGCAAAGAAGCAACCGUUACUACAAACCUGAUAAUGAUUGGGUACAGUGUGACAAAUGUAGAAAGUGGAGAAUGCUGCCUCCUGCAUUUGAUGCCAGGCUUUUACCUCUAGAUUGGUUUUGCUUUAUGUAUCCGUUUCGUGGUAAAUGUGAGAUGCCUGAACAGACUGUUGAGGAUGGAGUCAUUACAGUCUCUUCGAAACGUUCCCGUAAGUCUAAUGACCACACACCGUCAGAAAGAGGCAAGCCUGCAUCUCAAGGCCCAAUAAGGCUCUCCGGAGACGAAAAGACAAUGAGUGAGGCACCGGAUUGCCAGGAAGAGCGUUUGAUGUCCCAGAGACCUAGAAGAGGGUGUCGAAAACGUCGAGCUUGGUCACCUGUUUUUUUGAAAACCCCCAAUUACGGACGAAGUGCAGAUUGACCAGGCCCCUUCACUCAACUUAGAUUCUAACACAUGUACAGCAAAGCAGUAAAAGCUAACACGCGGAAGGUAUGGCUAAAGGUAUCCCAUUGCUUGUGAUGGUUCUAUGCUCCUUAUGUUGCGUUUAUAACCAGACUCUAUAUGAACUUUUUUGAGUUUCUUUUUUCUUUCUUUGAAGAAAAGAAAACUAGAGUUCAUUCUGAGAUAUGGUUGUUUUUUUGCACAUAAAAGUACCUGAAGGAG